AUGUUGCAAAGAACCACACAAUCGUUGGCAUGGAUGAUGAAGAGAAGAUCAGCCGCCAGUCUGAGAUCAGAGUUAUCCUUCUCCUCUACGUUGGGAUCCCAAUCCCGUCGAGUCUUUGGGAAGAGAUUGGAUCAUGCCAAUCAGAGAAGAGAGUUUUCAUGGAGUACUUGGCUUGGUAGUUUUGGGCGAAGCGCAAACCCAACAGUUGCCAACAACCUCACCUCUGCAACAACUGGAACGACAGCCACUACAACGACCAUCCAAGUAGCCUCUCCUGUGGUCAAAGAGAAUGUGGUAGCAACCAACGAGCCCACCACGAACCAAGUUCUCUCAGAUGCCAGCUCGCAAGAUGACACCUUUAAUGGACUACAAUUCAUUCACGAGACUGCGGAUUAUGAGUAUCGUGCUCCAUUGACUUUUGGUGAGGAACACGAGAUGUUUCUGGGGGGUCAUCUGCCAAAUCAAGCUCCUCAUAUUCAUAUCAUUCAGGAUUUCCUUCAGUACAUGCAUGAUACAAUCGGUCUUCCAUGGUAUGGUGCUAUUAUGGCAUGUACCAUUGUGUUUCGUUUGUUGGUUCUUCCGCUGAACAUUUCGUUGAUCAGAAAUAGUGCACGAUUGGACACUGUUCGCAUUCAUUUGAAUGAACAAGCUCAAAUCAUGUCAGAUUCUCAUGCCACUGAAGAGGAUAAGUUGAAGGCUGCAGAGGAGUUUCAAAAGACACUCAAAGAGAAGAAGUGUCAUCCAGCUUUCAACAUUCUUUCUCCACUUGUAAUGGCACCAAUGUUUUUAUCGGUGUUCUUGAGUGUGGAGAGAAUUUGUUUGCAUGACCCUGGUUGUAGAGGAUCAGGAGGAAUUAUGUGGUUCCAAGAUUUGAGUGCCAUUGAUCCAACCAUGACUCUUCCUGUCAUCAGUGCUGUCACUUGGCUCAUUACCGUAGAAAUGGGAGCUGCAGAACCAAGAACGGAAACAAUGAGACAAGUAAGAAGCGUCAUGCGUUUUGUCACAGCCGUCAUGGUUCCCAUUACUGGUGCAUUACCAUCUGGAGUGUUUGUAUAUUGGAUUACCUCCAAUGUCUUCUCCAUGAUUCAGAUUUAUACCAUGAGAUUACCAGCAGUGAGAAAGUUUUUCAACAUUCCAACCAAAGAUGUUUCGAACAAAUAUAUUCAACAUAAUAGAGAUAUUUCCAUGUAA
Naegleria lovaniensis is the source of this 1191-nucleotide messenger RNA. RefSeq lists its product as uncharacterized. Gene Ontology annotation, cellular component: mitochondrial inner membrane. Lineage: Eukaryota; Heterolobosea; Eutetramitea; Acrasida; Naegleriidae. The coding region runs from base 1 to 1191 and encodes 396 amino acids. The transcript is spliced from 5 exons. The record is from RefSeq and is a predicted model, not a curated record. Gene Ontology annotation, biological process: mitochondrial respiratory chain complex IV assembly; protein insertion into mitochondrial inner membrane from matrix. Gene Ontology annotation, molecular function: membrane insertase activity.